CCUUUUUUGUUUUGUAGCUGGCAGGACUGGGGAAGGGAGUACUUGGAAAUGAUAGCUGUGCUAAGACAGAGUCAUUGAAAGAGUUUGCAAACAGUACAGAGGAGGAGGGUGGUGGUGUCAUGGCUGCAGAUGAAGGCUUGUCUGAGAAGUCGGAAGCUGAAGUCAGUCAAGUGUUUUGUGGAGAAGCCAAUGGUUCUUGCAUAAGUGAUGUCAAGAGCUAUCUGAACUCUGUUAAAAACACUCAGGAUAAUUUAAGGUUAACACAGCAAGACUUUCUAAACAGAAUAGCAGAAAAUGGAAUUUCAGAAAAGGAGAGUGAUGGUGCAAGGGAAAACCACAUCCAUACAAAUGAUCUUACGCAGACUUCUGUGAUGGGAAGCAAUGGUUACAUUUUAACUAAUCAAUUUGCACAGGAACAGGCCACAAGGACUAGCAGUGUGCCAGUACCAGCUGGAGCUUCUUUCAUUGGCCAUGCUGCUAAAACUCUGUGCUCUACAGGUCUCAAAAUCAAACCCCCAGGAAUACUAAAGACUGAUGCAUCCCAUGGGCAUUCCACGAUGCCAACCCAAUCUGAGGAAGACAUGAACAUUGCUGAAGACACUAAAACAGCUGCACAGCAGGUCUUAAAUGCUGAUGUUAAAGUUCAUAGAGCAAGAAAGACCAUGUCUAGAACUGGUAUAGCACAGAUCUUUACUAAAGACCUGAAAAUAAUUAAAGAUGUGAGGGAGAGCAAAGAUGAAAGUCCCAACAGUAACCUAGAGCCUGGAAGAUUACAGCUGCACAUACCCCUGUCGCAAACAUCAGAACAAGCACUACCUCAGAACCAGAACACCGCUGGGGGUGUAAAGCCAUCAGUUACUGUAGUUUAUCGAAGGAAAAAAAGGAAAAUGGGUAUUUACAGUCUUGUUCCCAAGAAGAAGAACAAAGCUUUAAAACAGCGAACUGUAAUUGAAAUGUUUAGGACUAUGACGCAGCCCCCUUUAGUGUCAAAGGAUGAGAUUCCCCAUACUGAAACCCAUGCUCACAUCAAUGGCGAGACUGUUGAAAUGGAGUCGGAAGAUGAUGAGACUGAUGAAAUGGAUCAGGAAGAGGAAGAGGAGGACGACCGCACUGCUGAACUUCGGGAGAUGGAGUCAUCAAAUAUUUCAUCAGUAUUAAAUGAACAUAUUUCCAAAGAGAAUGAACUAGAUUCAGACAAGUCUAAGAAGGUAAGUGGAGAUGUGGCUUUUGAUGAGAUUCCCCAUACUGAAACCCAUGCUCACAUCAAUGGCGAGACUGUUGAAAUGGAGUCGGAAGAUGAUGAGACUGAUGAAAUGGAUCAGGAAGAGGAAGAGGAGGACGACCGCACUGCUGAACUUCGGGAGAUGGAGUCAUCAAAUAUUUCAUCAGUAUUAAAUGAACAUAUUUCCAAAGAGAAUGAACUAGAUUCAGACAAGUCUAAGAAGGUGGAAGAUCAGGGCUCUGAAGAAGAGUUUGAAUCAGUCGAGGAAGAUGAUGAUGAUGACGAUGAUGGUGAUGAGUCUGAUCUGAGUUCUGAGUCUAGUAUCAAGAAACGACUUAUGAAAAAGAAGGUGAGUGAUGGUCCAUGGUUGAAACCAACCAGGAAGAGAAGACGAAGAAGUCGAAAGUCUGCAAUCGAAAUGGAGGGUCAGGAGACCAAUAAAGAAUACACAGAAGUUCCCCUUGAUUCACUUGGCCUUAAUGUGCAUGGACUGUUGUCGUCACAUUCCAAAGAACUUACAAAUGACGCUGAACCAGCUGAACUUGAUGGUCUUCAGGAACUGCCACUUUGCAGCUGUCGAAUGGAGACACCCAGAAGCCAAGAGACUGAUGUAAUAGUUAACGACAAAUGCAUGGCAAUUGAACGUGCUGAUACACAGUUAAGUCGUUGUACAAGUAGUGUAAGUAAACAAGAAAUGAUGCGACCAUCCAACAACGUACAGCUCAUGGUACUGUGUGAAGAUCACCGAUGUAAAAUAGUGAAACAUCAGUGUUGUCCAAGCUGUGGUUACUUCUGUGCUGCUGGCACUUUCAUGGAAUGCCAACCAGACAGCACCAUCUCACAUCGAUUUCACAAAGGUUGUGCUACCAGGGUGAAAGGAGCAACAUAUUGUCCACAUUGUGGAGAAGAGGCUUCUAAAGCAAAAGAGGUCACUAUUUCAAAGGCAGAUUCUACCUCCAUGAUUCCUGUUACUUCAGAUGAUGAAAAUGCUGUGACAUUGGAUAGCAAAACUGAUGGUGCUGAAAGCUUGACAGAAAAUGAAUCUGAGUCUCCUUGUGGUAAAGUCACAGAUGAUUCUGACUUAUCUGGGUCGUCGUCUACAUUCCGGCCUGGAAUUUUAUCAUCUAUGUCAUCCUUUCACCAAGGACCAUCUAAAGAGACACUUGAAAGUGCUCUUAUCGCUUUGGAUUCUGAGAGACCAAAGACUUUGGGAUUCCACCCAAGUGAAAUCUAUUUCGUCAAACUUCAGGGCUCACUCCACAAGAUCAUGCUAAGGUUACUGGAUGGGAUCGACCCUAAUUUCAAGUUGGAUACACAGUGCAAGAGAACCCCUCUUCAUGGUGCAGCAGAAACUGGGCACACAGACAUCUGUCACUUACUAGUACAGGCUGGUGCAAAUCUUGAUUCUUGUUCUGAAGAUCAGAAAACGCCACUUAUGGAAGCAGCAGAGAAUAACCACCUCGACACUGUGAAAUACAUAGUGAAGUCAGGAGCACUGGUAGACCUUAAGGAUGCUGAAGGGUCUACCUGCUUGCACCUAGCAGCUAAAAAAGGACACUUCGAAAUUGUUCAGUACCUUCUGUUAUCUGGACUAGCAGAUGUCAACUGCCAGGAUGAUGGAGGCUGGACACCUAUGAUCUGGGCUACUGAGUACAAACAUGUGGAACUGGUGAAACUGUUACUCUCCAGAGGGUCGGAUAUCAACAUUCGGGAUAAUGAGGAGAACAUCUGUUUACACUGGGCAGCUUUCUCAGGAUGUGUUGAAAUUGCAGAAAUAUUGAUUGCAGCCAAAUGUGACCUGCAUGCUGUAAACAUACAUGGUGACUCCCCAAUGCAUAUUGCUGCCAGAGAGAAUCGUUAUGAAUGUGUGACACUAUUCAUGUCACAUGGUUCUGAAGUUAACUUGAAGAAUAAGGAAGGUGAAACACCUCUCGAGUGUGCCAGUCUGAAUUCUGAAGUUUGGAUGGCUCUUCAUUUGAAGAAAAAGGAAAAAGAUGGAAUCCAUGAGCAGCCCAGUGACCACGAAAAGACAAUUUGCAGAGAUAUAGCCCGUGGUUAUGAACGAGUGCCAAUCCCAUGUCUCAACACUGUGGAUGAUGAGCCAUACCCUACAGAAUACAAGUAUGUUUCACAGAAUUGUGUGACGUCACCUAUGAACAUUGAUAGGAACAUCACCCAUUUACAGUACUGUGUCUGCACUGAUGACUGCUCUUCCAGCAACUGCAUGUGUGGUCAACUGAGUUUGCGCUGCUGGUAUGAUAAGGAUGGUCGUCUACUCCCAGAGUUCAAUAUGGUAGAACCACCUCUAAUCUUUGAAUGUAAUCAAGCGUGCUCUUGUUGGAGGACGUGCAGAAAUAGGCUUGUACAGAAUGGACUCAGGAUACGACUGCAACUUUAUCGGACACAGAAAAUGGGAUGGGGAGUACGAACACUACAAGACAUUCCCAAAGGAAGCUUUGUUUGCGAAUAUGUUGGAGAGUUGAUAUCAGAUGCAGAAGCAGAUGUUCGAGAAGAUGAUUCCUAUAUCUUCGACCUUGAUAAUAAGGAUGGAGAAGUGUACUGCAUCGAUGCACGUUUCUAUGGUAACAUCAGUCGUUUUAUAAACCAUUUGUGUGAGCCAAAUGUCAUCCCUGUGCGAGUUUUCACAUCACACCAGGAUCUUCGGUUUCCAAGAAUUGCUUUAUUUAGUAGUCGAGACAUCCAGUCUGGAGAGGAGUUAGGGUUUGAUUAUGGGGACAGGUUUUGGGACAUUAAAAACAAGUAUUUCAGCUGCCAUUGUGGAUCACCUAAGUGCAGGUAUUCUGCAGAAGACACUGUAGAGCAACAGACCAUCACAGCGGAAGAUGCACAAAUAAAUGGAUUGUUUGAAACCAACUCGGCCACUGGAGACAGCCCCUCCUGAGACGCAAGACACUAACUCCCUGUGGAGGGUCACAUCAGACUUGAACAGUUCUGCCAAGUGUUGAAGCAUUUUUAGUCCCCAAGAUACUUUCUGGUGAUCUAGAAUUAAUUUGUUGGUUUGUGAGGUUGUUCAUAGCCCUUCAGGAUUUUGGAUCAUUAACACUUCUGUGUGACAUGAAGGAGAGUAAGCAUGUAAGGAAUUAAAGCUGCGGUGUCCUCUGAAGUUUCCAUUGCCAUUGGUAAUAAUGACAGAGUCCUCACUGGCAACAUGGACUUGGGGAGUGCACUUCAGCACAUUCUGUCCUUUCAGGAACAGUAUCCUUAUAAAUUAUCUUCUUUCAGAAUCACUGUCAAGUGCUGAAGAUUACACAUCAAACCAUUUGUAAAUAAUUUUUUACUGUAUCUUUAAAAGUUCAUCAGAGGACAGUCACAGAAUUGAUUUUUGACAAAAAAGAUGUGAUCAUUACAACUUAAAGAUGUCUUUUUAUUUGAAAGGGGAUCUUGAAGCUUUGCUGCCAUUUCUACCAGACCCAGGACUUGGGUGGGAUGAAUUAAGCAGAGGAUCAAGUCUCUGCAAAGCACCAGCUAAUGUCUUCAUCAAUUAUGUUGAUGCUGGGCAUCUCCAAUUGACAGUGAAGUCAGCUACUGUGAGGUGUAAUAAACUGAUUUAUUUUUUACCCUGCUGAAAACAAAGGGGACAAAUGAAAAAGGUGCUCAAUCUGGUGUGCUUUUUUUACUCACUAAGUGAAUAGAAGUACCAGUUGUAUAAAGAGAACAAAAGUGAUUUUAGUAUGAACUCCCAAAACACACUUUUUUAAAUUGUAGUUAGUAUAGUUAGUGUGAAUGAAUUUGCCGUCAGCUUUUGUGUGAUGGCAAUGAUUUUUUGUUUUGCAUAUUACCAUUUUUAAAUACUGUAAUUAGUCGGUAACCAUUUAUGUGCAAGUCUAAACCAUCCGUAGCCCUGUCAUAUUUUUAUUUCUGUUACAGUGUUUCUGACAGUUUCAAUGGCACCAUUUUGCUCAGUCUCAUUACUUUGUCUUUGUUUUUCAGUAUGUUUCAGCCAUUUUCAAUAAAAUCGGACUCUUUAAUGAUAAA
Protopterus annectens (West African lungfish) is the source of this 5218-nucleotide messenger RNA. It is a transcript of the gene EHMT1, whose product is annotated as euchromatic histone lysine methyltransferase 1. Bases 120 to 4124 code for a protein of 1334 amino acids. NCBI's taxonomy places the organism in Eukaryota, Metazoa, Chordata, Ceratodontiformes, Protopteridae. Gene Ontology annotation, molecular function: histone H3K9 methyltransferase activity; zinc ion binding; p53 binding. The record is from RefSeq and is a predicted model, not a curated record. The transcript is spliced from 30 exons. Gene Ontology annotation, cellular component: nucleus.